AUGCGCGACGGCGAGUGGGAGGGGAAGCCGGGAGGAGAGGAGCUGCGCCCCGAGGCUGGGCACGCGCAGACCGGGGCCACGCACCCCAGCGGUUCUCACGCGCCGCCGGCCCCCCUCGCCCGGAGCCGGUGCUGCGCGGCGUUGGGCGGCGCGCGAGCGUCUGAGUCCUCGGGGGGCAGCAACCGAGAUGGGGGGUGGUCUAAGCGUGGAAGGGGGUUCGCGUCCUCGCCCACCUCCGCCGCACGCCUGCGCCCCAGCAACGCACUCUUGACCACCCGGACCCCGUUUCCAGGCUCCCUGCGCGUCCGCCCGCACAGCCCCGGUGCUGGGAAGCCCCGGGGAACCGAGUCCGGCCGAGAGCCUCCCGGCGCUGCCCAGGGCGCGCAGCGGGGAACCACGCCGGGAUUCGCAGCCCAACUUGGGAAGCCUCCGGGGCCGCGCGGCAGGAGGAGAAGGCUCCGCAGCUUAGCAGGGGUCGGAACGGUGGCCCUUCGGUCCCCGGCUGCGCCCGCCCCGCCUGCGCCCUGCCCCGCGCCCUGCCCCGCGCCCUGCCCCACGCCCCGCGCGUUGGGUCCCGCUGAGCCCGGCUCCUCGCGGACGCGCGGCCGGAAGGCGUCUCACUGCACCGUCUCGGCUCACCCCGGCCCUGCGUCCCCUGAACCUCCUCCAGGAGAGCGCGAGCCACUUUUCUCCCGUUACUUCGGGGACCAUCGACCCCCUCCCCCACCUCCGCCGCCCACCCGCCAGCCGCGGGGCCGGGUCAGGGUCAAGUCACAGAAGCGCACGCACCGCCAGGGCGCGGGGCUGCUCUCCCCCCCCACCCCCGCACUUUCCCAGCCAGGACGCGCGGCCCGGGAGAAGGCGCACGCCGCCCGCUGCUCGCAGGGGCAGAGCAAACGGUCCUCGAGCCGACUGUCCACUCCUCGACACCCGCUCCCCGACAUGGAACCGAGAAACGAAUCGCAGGUGAGGGGUGUCCCCCCGCCCCCAGUCACGCGGGCGCCAGGUUCCCCCCACUCCUGGAGGUCCCCGUCGCCGCGCGCCUCCCGGACGGCCCUCCUGCAGCUCUGCAGCCCCUCGGCCUCCCCGUCGCUGCCCCCGACCGCCCCGCCUCGGCCCCUCUCCCAGCCCAGCCCCCGAGCUGUCCUUCCAGACCCUAACCGGUUCCGUCUGAGAAACCCGAUGGCGAAUCUCUCUACGUCCUCCGUUGCUCGCGCGGGCGCCCAGACGCCUGACGAGAAGGACGUCGGGGUGGGGGUCGGUGCCGAGCCUCCCGCACCGCGGGGAGACGCUCGCUGUUCACACCCUUGCGCCGGGGGUCCCUGGAGGCCGGUUUCCGAAGACCCGCGCUCGGGAGCCAAGGCCCGGUCCUGGUCCCUCCGCCCUGCGUCGCGCCGGGACGGAGCAAGGACAGGAGGGCCACAGCAGGGUGGGGGAGCAGCCCCGGGCGGCGCACGCCCGAGUCCGAGUCCGGACGGCUCUGCACCCCGGACACCCCUGCUCCUGCACCGGCCCACCUCGCUCAAGCGUUGGUUCCAAGAGCCUCGGUGGCGCCCAAUCUUUGUUCCGGGCCGAACCGCACUCCGGGAGGGUCGCCUGGCCUGA
This is a messenger RNA of Neogale vison (American mink), 1605 nucleotides long. RefSeq names its product basic proline-rich protein-like. Bases 1 to 1605 code for a protein of 534 amino acids. NCBI's taxonomy places the organism in Eukaryota, Metazoa, Chordata, Mammalia, Carnivora, Mustelidae. The transcript is spliced from 2 exons. The record is from RefSeq and is a predicted model, not a curated record.